AUGCUUUAUUUUUUAAGGUUGCAAGGAUCAGCUCUUUAUAAAACUGAAGAUGGACUCACCUCUCUUUACCUUGAUGGCCAAGCAGGUUAUGCCGAGAUUCCAGCAAUCAAUAUGCGCAAGAGUAACUUUUCCAUAUCUAUUCGCUUAAAAAUUCAGGACCAAUAUGUGCUAGGACACAUUCUAUCAGAUUGGUCAUCGCCCUUUCAGUUUAGACUGUUUAUUUAUAAUCGCCUGAUGCAUGUUGUUUUGAGACGAAGUGGAGAGGUCCAAUUUUUACUCCGGAUGAACAGCAAUAGUGAAAUUAGCGCAAACGUAUGGACACAUGUGGUAUUUACCUGGAAUCGCAAAACCCGGAAAGGAAAACUAUAUUUUAAUGGAAAACAAGUUGGAGAUACGACUUCCAGUUAUCAAGGACAAGAUAUCGACCUUAAGUUGACUAAUCACACAGUGUAUGAGAUUGGCUUUAAGAAAGACACGGGUGAAUUGCUUCAAGGCUCCUUAAGGGAUCUCGCGGUAUUUUUGCGAACGCUUUCAUCAGCUGAUGUUUCUAAAUUAUACAGACCAACUCGAGCAUCGUGUCCUGUACGAAGUACAACAGAUGGAAAUUGCUGCGUUUUCCCUUUUGUUUACCAAGGAAAACAACACAAUUACUGUACUGGUGUAGAUAGCCAGGAUUUGUGGUGUCAAACAUCUUCAGUCAACAAACAAGGUCAAAUGUCUGGCACGUGCAGUCUAAAUGUCGGCUGUUUGGAGUUUCGUGAAGGCUUCUGCGGAUGGGAUAACACGAGGAAAGGCUCUCGACUGUGGAAACAAACAACGAAGCAAGAAAUGGAACGCUUGACGCUUUCAAACCCAGGUUCAGGCCCUACGAGGGAAAACAAUUACCAACUGAAUUUUUCUGGAAAUCACCGUGGCUAUGUGAACAUAACUGAUAUGCCAGAUCUCUUCGCUUUCACGCUGUGCUUCUGGAUGAAGUCAUCAGACCAUACCAGUGCAGGCACCCCUUUCUGGUACAGAGUGCGCUACGAAAACAAGGAAAAGUAUGUUACCGCUAUUGCACUCCUGGACUACAGAGGAUUCUACGUAUACAUUGGGGAGACACAGUCGUCACAGACGAGUGUCGUUGCAAAUGACGGUAAAUGGCAUCACAUCUGUUUAGCGUGGAGGUCUCGAGGUGGGAGGGUCCAUUUCUAUUUUGACCAGACUCCGCUCUCGGGAAGUGGAUUUUCUGUGGGAGAAAAAAUCCCUGGAAAGGGUGAAUUUAUUAUUGCACUAACCAAAGAUCAGGCAGGAUUAGACGACAAAGCUGGCGAGUUUAUUGGUUCUAUUAGCUCAGUGAACAUGUUCAACAAAGUCCUUGACAGGAGCGUGAUAUUUUGGAUGAUGCACGGCUGCGGCGAGAACAUUGCAAAUGCCAUCUUACCCUGGUCACAGUUUAUUGAUGGAUUUGUUGGAGAUGUAGAUAUUCAAAGACCUGCGCUGUGUAGAGACAGCGAAGGUUCCCGCAUCAUCGUGGUUGCCAACAAAACGUCCCAAUCUCUUCAGCCAUCUACAUUUGAAAGUCCGCUCUUCGAGCGAUCUUACAAAGGGCACAGUGUCUGUGUACGAUUCAGAUAUAUCAUGUAUGGUUUUGGAAGACGGGUCCUCCGUCUGUAUCAACAAUUAGAGUCAAUAACCAAGACCAAGAGGCUGAUGUGGGCAGUGAAUGAAUCCAACAAUACAGAGGGGACCUGGAAAUACGGCAGAGUAUCUCUGCCGAGUGUAACUAAGCACAGAGUUUCGUUUGAGGCAGACAUGAGUAAAGACCCUGGGUAUGUUGGUCUCCGUGCUUUGCGCGUCACACCUGGCUAUUGUCAUCCAGUUCCUUUCAAAGCAACACAAGCAUGUGACGGAAACUUUACUAAUUCAUCAGGCCUAAUGUUCUCCCCACGCUACCCUGGAUAUUAUCCUCCUUUGAUUCGCUGUCGCUGGUUGAUCAAGGUUUCCUCAGAAAGGACGAUAAAACUGCGCUUCUUGGAGUUUCAAUUAGAAGAUCACCCAUCUUGUUACAAUGACUACAUAGAGGUAUACGAUGGCGGCACGUCAAGGACACUUCUGGGAAGAUACUGUGGACAGCGAUUUCCAGAGUUUCUCCAGUCAUCUUCAAACGUUAUGGAAAUAAUCUUCGUAAGCGACGAAAAAAUAACAAGGGCCGGGCUGAAACUAUACUAUACUUCGGAAAAAGCUACCAAUGGCAAAAUAAACUGCGUCCAGUAUGAAGGUUGUCCUUCCAGCUGUGAGUGUAACUUCAUUUCCUCCAAACAGCGUGAAAUGGUGAUCACGGUAAAGGCAGGGAGAGAACUAACAGCUAUACCAGGAAANCGAUGA
Molecule: messenger RNA, 2367 nt
Organism: Orbicella faveolata
Lineage: Eukaryota; Metazoa; Cnidaria; Anthozoa; Scleractinia; Merulinidae
Biological process (GO): hormone-mediated signaling pathway; activation of adenylate cyclase activity; protein phosphorylation
Cellular component (GO): plasma membrane
Molecular function (GO): protein kinase activity; G protein-coupled peptide receptor activity; ATP binding
Source: RefSeq, a predicted model, not a curated record